GAAGUCUUGGAAAUGCUCUGCAGAAACAAAGAACGAUAAACAUCGUACAACCACCACACGAACGAGUCGCCGAUCAGGCACAGCGUCAGGAACACUGCAUAAGCUUUCACAUUUUCCUUCCCACGGUCGGAAGGCAGUCCUGCUGCUCCGCGCGUGUACGGACUGGCAUAGCCGGGACCUGGCGCAUUACCGCAUCUGGAGUUAUCUUGAACCAAACUCCCUCUAAUAAUCGCCCGAUCAACAAUGAAUAAAGUCUUCAAGAAGAAGACGGCGACGGCCGACGGCCCGUCCGUCAACAUCCAUGCGCUGAACUCUUUGAACAAUGCCGCACCAUCACAACUAUCACCGGGCUUGAAGAAGCCGUCGACGAGUCGAUGGAAGAAGGGCAAGAAACAAGUCGAGGUGAAGCCGAAAUUCGACCUCGAAAGCGUUCUGCCACCAUCCGACGAUUUUCGAACCAGUCUGCUCAUGCCAAAUUUGUCGGCCCGAUUCAGUAUGCUACGAGAGCAGGACGAUCCACAUUCUUUGAUUGGCAAAGCGAGCGAUGACAGUGUCCUGCAGCCACGCAGAAAGUCACGAAUGAAUGAGUUUGCGUACGGCAAUCGCGCUCUCGGUGACAUUGAUGAGGUCUCCUCCAUUCGUGGCGACUUCGUACCUCCUUUUGCGAAUGACCGACAGGGCUCUUUUGCAUCAGAAGAUGGCUAUGGCAGUGACGUUGGUGGCAGUGUGAUGAGUCGAGCACGACCGGGAGAAGGCAACAUCUUGUUUGGUGGGCGUCAAAAGAUCUACCGGAUAGCCACAACUGGAAAUGGCUCCGCUCGAAGUCUUGGAAAAGCCGUAUACGAAGAUGAUAUAGGUGUAUCGGCCUUCCAGCGCUAUCGACAGCGCGAACGCGAACGGGAUGAAAGCUCCUUCAACCGGACAUCGGACGAGAGUCAAGGUUUCGACUUUGGACUCAGUCAUACAGAGUCGGGCACGAACGACAACAGUCUCAAUUUUCUGCACAACGAUUCGGCAAAGGAUCUCUCACAUUCUCCAUCUCUGUCGUCAUAUGAUAAAAACCGUUCAACGACGUCAUCCGUUGCCCGAUCAGAGGCACGCUCAUCAACUGCUGCGACCUCAAUUGCAUCCUUGCCUGCGGUGUCGCCUGUGGUCAGUGUUGCUCCUGUUUCGUCUACAGCUCCACAACUUCAACAACCGUCGCUUGAUCGGUCCAAUACCAAGAGCCGCCGUCUUUACGAUCAAGGACUGGAUCAGCACAUGCGCGACGAUCAAAUAUCUGCAAUGUCACGCCUCAACACCUUUCAACGCCAGCGGCCCCAGAACGGCAAGACAUCGCCACCUUACUUGCACGGCGCUAAGAGCACCAGUCAACUUAACGAGCGAGCUGCACAGCCGGUCUAUGCACUCCGCACACAAUCACCAACCAUGAAUGGCUCAUUACCAACCCGAGGUGAUGCAUCGAAGUACAACUCUAAUACGCCCAGCCCUGUCCCGAGUUCUCCGAUUGAUCCUCAAUUGGAGUCGAAUCAAUUUGACCUGCAGCAGGCUUUAGAUCCCGCAGACAGAGGCAAGGCUACUGCCAUUGGUGCAUUCAACAAACCGAAGCAAGCAUUCGACGAGCAUCAGUAUCUUGAACGUCAAAGGCAGCUUAUGAAAUCUGCUUCGAACACUUUUAGUAAAAGCGCAACGCCUUCGCCCGCAACAUCGUACCAUGCAGACCAGCAUGACAAUGCGGAGGAGAAGCGGAGCGAGGACAGCUCGUCACAGACGCCUGCAAACGCCGCGCCCAAGAAACCGGAGAACAAAUCUUAUAAUGUUUUCCAAAACGCAGUCAGUCAAUUACAGGAGCGAACACAAGGCGCCCCCACGCCAAACCGGUCUCCUCUUCCUGACACUCAUCGAACAUUCUUUGGGAGCAUCCACGCGAGCGACAGUGAGGAUGAUGAAGACAGUGCUUACGGUGCUCAGCAGUCCGAAAAUGGAAAUAAUGGACAUCCGGCCAGAUGGCAACCUGCAAUGCCUUCAGUUUCGGAACACCCCGCUGUCCGAGGCACGAGACUGCAGUCCAGCUCAGAAGAAGAGCGUGAUGAGAAUUUUCAGCCUGCUCCGCUCGUGACCAAAUCGUCUACGCUCUCACUGCGUCGUCAAAACACUGCGCCGUCUCAACCGGAUGAAGUCGAGUCGCCGACUCUAGGACAAGAAUCGCAGCCUCUUUCGAGCAUGAUGCAGCAUCUCCGGUCAAAAAGCAAUGCCUCUUCGAUGUAUCCAGCGGACGAAGAUCACUCGCUUGAUAUCCCUCGCAUUUCAUCCAGUACUCAGAGUGUAGAGGAGAGGAAGCCAUCUAUUGGUAAAUUCGAGUUCGAGAGCAGCCACGAUUCAACAUAUUCCGGCUCCAAUCCUUGGGACCUCGACGAAGCCGACAAUCGUUCGCUGCACAUUAACACACAAGUCAACAAUGCGGCUGUGAGUCCAAUUGAGCCUUCGAGUCAGGGUUUACUGACAGACGCGGCACGACAACCCAUCUCUCCCAUCCAAAGUGGGUUGACUCAAUCGUCCGCUCCGUUUGCCGAACAACCACGCAAAGCCUCUAUGGCAGAGUCCGAAGAUGCCACAUCUUGGCAGCAAGAAUUGAGACGGCAGCAUACCCGUGAUAUCAGUUCUGCCACUCAGCAGGAACGAGAUGCAUUUGCAACUGAACUCGCGGCACGCCGAAAUGCAAUCCGUGAGAACAUCAAGAGCAUUGUAGAAAAAGACAAUCACAGCCGAGAUCCCAGUCCAGCACCUGCUAGCAGUUCGGGUAACGGUCCCUUCAAAGCGUUUGGCAUGUUGCGAACAAAAGCUAGUGGCGAAUCGCUCGCACAUAUGCGUGAACAGCAAUUGAGAAGCGCCAAGUCGACCACGUCGAUUAACACAAAUUUGACUCAAGCGGAAAGGACUGGCAUCAGUUUCGAUGGCACUAGAUCGAGAGGCAACUCUUCUCCGAGACCGCCAAUGCCCCCAAAUUCACAGCACCCGGCAUUCCAACGACAGCCCAGUCAAGAUCGCGUCAAUCAUCGCGGCUACAAUGGCGAUAGGAGUGGGAGCCGAAGUCGAUCCAAUUCAACCGCUACGACUGGACGUUCAAGAAGCCGCCCUGCAUUGAGAAGGGAUGAAUCGGACAGAAUGGCGGACAGCACGACCUCCUUGCACGAUCUUUCCCCGAUGAUCCCACGCGAGCUCACCCCCAAAUUGUCGGCCGACCCAGGCGCAUCACAUAACGACUCUCGGUUCAGCAACGACACCAAGAGUCCUCUUGGCAAUUAUUUCGAGUCUAGAUCGUCUCCGACAGUUCACACUCGACCACCACCAGCCUUUGCGACACCCAAUGGCUACAAUCCAAUUCGUCCUGCGCCUAUUGCAUCAGUCACGGUACCUUUGCUGUCAAGCUCCAGUACUCCGGUUGUCCCAGCUUAUGUCCCGCCUAGCAGCAUGCGGUCACGCAGUAACACCCUUCGGAAAAAGACCAUUUCCAAGGCCGAUAUCUCCGAGCCUACACUGCUGGAGACUACUGCGAAUUUCGAGACGGUUGAUCUUCCAGAGGGCGCUUCACUCAAGAACGGGAUGACCAGCGCACCGCCAAUUCCGCCUAUCAACCCAAAGCGUCGUGGUACCCGCAACAAACUCUUUACCGGCAUGGGCGGUCGGAACGAUCCCGAGGAAUUCUCGGCCCAUCCUUAUAGCAGCCCGAUCAAGACUCCUUCUGGAGGCGAAGAGUCUUCAAGCCAACGCUCGCAGACCCCCGACAGUGACUUUCACUUCCCACCCAGCAACGUCGUGCGUGUGCCUUCACGCUCCGCAUUGUCGCAACCGACGAAUUCUGGCGAAUAUGACCAAAAUUAUGACCGCAAGUCCGGAAACACACCAGAUCGCGGCCGGCCUGCUGUUUCUGCCGACGGAGGCAUGUUCUGAUAUUUCUCAUAACCAUGUUCCGCACACUCAACGAUGGGCAUGUUCAAGAUCGUUUCUUAGCCCUCUUCAUGUAUUUUUUAUGACGGAUGAAAAUUCGGUAAUUGGCUAAGUGGAAUCUAUGAAUUCCCACUAGCUUUCUACUAUGAUUUCGCUGUUCUUUUUCUUCAUUAGUUCUCUACAAACUAUUCAUAUACCCGGCCUGGAGGCGUCUGGCUCAGGCGCGGUGGAAGUACAUUUGGGAGAAGGAGCAAUGGGUGGAUGAUAGGGA
Messenger RNA from Dissoconium aciculare CBS 342.82, 4219 nucleotides. RefSeq lists its product as uncharacterized. Bases 244 to 3951 code for a protein of 1235 amino acids. The record is from RefSeq and is a predicted model, not a curated record. Lineage: Eukaryota; Fungi; Ascomycota; Dothideomycetes; Mycosphaerellales; Dissoconiaceae. The transcript is spliced from 2 exons.